CUUUGUUGUCUUGAGUGCAUUGCCCGGUGUUUCACAGACUUUAACCGCGGGGCUGUGCAGCGGUAAUACAAACUUUGCCAACUCCCAGACGAUGGUUUGAAGAUCACUGUUAACCGGCAACGAGGCAAAGAGUGAAGGCAGAAAACCAGACCAGCUAACCCCAGGGGAGACUGCAGGGCUCGCUCCUUCGCCGCCCCCUCCUCGCCAGGGUCUUGCCAAAGGAGCGAGCCGCCGGGCGGCCCCCCUCCCGGGAAGGCCGCAGACGCGGGCGACCCCAGCUGCUCUCGGGGGCUAGAAACUGCUGGGGGCUUAGGGGGGCGUUCAAGGGGAAGAUUGCGCUGAUUGGCUGAUAGCCCAGAUAAAGCCCCAGCCGGCGCCGCUUCCACUCCUCAGCUUGGCUGUAAACGUGCAGCCUUGAGCUGGUUUUUCUCCGCGCUCCCGGCCCGUUAAAGGGGAACGGGUCCAGGUUGCCCCCCAGCCUGGGCUACGUUCAAACCAAUGACCAGGCGCUAGCUUGUCAAUUUCACGCCUCCGGUCUUUCCCCUCGUUCCUUCUUUCCCAGCAAAUAGCAACCCAGCCCCCGACUAUUUUCCAUUGUUCUCGGCCCUCUAAGGGGCAUUUCUACCCGUGCCCCCGUGGCUGAGCGGCAAAGGCAGCCGCCCGAGCCUGCAGGAGCGCUGGCCAUGCGGAGCCCUGCAGGUCAACAGCCCUAGUGCGCGCCCGCCCCGGCGCAGGCAGCUCCGCGCUCUGCCCAGCGGCCGGACUCUCCCCGGGGGGAGCGGCGCCCCGGAGGCCCCCGCCAUGCGGUCGCUGAACAUCACCCCGGAGCAGUUCGCCCGGCUGCUGCGGGAAAACAACGUGACGCGGGAGCAGUUCAUCGCCCUCUACGGGCUGCAGCCGCUGGUCUACAUCCCAGAGCUGCCCGGCCGCACCAAGCUGGCCUUCGUGCUGGUCUGCGGGCUCCUCUUCGCCCUGGCGCUCUUUGGCAACGGCCUGGUGCUCUACGUGGUGACCCGCAGGAAAGCCAUGAGGACCGUCACCAACAUCUUCAUCUGCUCCCUGGCGCUCAGCGACCUGCUCAUCGCCUUCUUCUGCGUCCCCUUCACCAUGCUCCAGAACAUUUCCUCUAACUGGCUGGGGGGUGCAUUUGCUUGCAAGAUGGUACCAUUUGUUCAAUCUGCUGCUAUUGUUGCGGAGAUUCUCACGAUGACCUUCAUUGCUGUGGAAAGGCAUCAGGGAAUUGUGCAUCCGUUAAAAAUGAAAUGGCAGUACACCAACAGAAGAGCUUUCACGAUGCUGGGAAUAGUCUGGUUGCUGGCAGUUAUUGUUGGGUCACCUAUGUGGCAUGUACAGCGACUGGAGAUUAAAUAUGAUUUUCUGUAUGAAAAAGAGUAUGUUUGCUGCUUGGAAGAGUGGACCAGUGCUGUUCACCAAAAGAUAUAUACCACCUUCAUUCUUGUCAUACUCUUCCUUCUUCCACUGAUGCUGAUGCUUCUGUUGUACAGUAAGAUUGGUUAUGAACUCUGGAUUAAGAAACGAGUGGGAGAUGCUUCAGUUCUUCAAACCAUUCAUGGGAAUGAAAUGUCUAAAAUAUCAAGGAAGAAGAAGCGAGCGAUCAUUAUGAUGGUGAUGGUGGUGGUUUUAUUUGCAGUCUGCUGGGCCCCUUUCCAUGUGAUUCACAUGAUGAUAGAAUACAGUAAUUUUGAAAGUGUGUAUGAUGAUGUCACAAUCAAGAUGAUCUUUGCUAUUGUUCAGAUCAUUGGGUUUUUCAAUUCCAUUUGUAACCCUAUGGUAUAUGCCUUUAUGAACGAGAACUUCAAGAAAAAUUUCCUCUCUGCAAUUUGCUUUUGUAUUGUCAAGGAAAACCCAUCCCCUUCCAGGCGACUUGGAAACUCAGGGAUUAACAUGAUGCAGCAAAAGGCAAGUCUUUCUCAAAGAGAGCCCGCUGCUUUAGACGAGGCCAGGAGAGAAGCAUUCAGUGAUGGCAACAUUGAAGUCAAAUUCUGUGAUCAGCCAGCUGCAAAAAAGAAUACAAAAAGGCAACUUGCUUUGUUUGCUUCUGAACUCACUGUGCACUCUGCAUUAGAGAAUGGACACUAGCAUCAUGAACCGUGGUUGGGUUUUUUUUUUUCAGUAUUAGAGAAUUGCUUCCUAUAUUUGAUAUCUUUCAACAAACCAUUUUAUUUUAUUUUCUACUUUGCACAUUGAAGUGAGAAAAGAGAAUAUAUUUUCUGUUUUAUGGCAAUGCUAGAAUAUGUUUUCAAAACAGUAAUAUAUUUUUCAGGGGUUAAGAAUAAAACUUUGGAAAACAAGUUCCAUUAUGAUUACUAGAAAUAUUUUUCUUAUGCCAGAUUCUGGCUCUGUGGGGUUUACCCCCGAAUGCGGGCAAACUAACAUUGUUUUUCUAUUAGCAACUCUGUUUACUUUGUGCCUGUGUUCUGGCUGGCCAUGGGAAUGUGUACAGCUGACUGUGCAAAUUGCCUGAAGGUAUAAUCAAUGGGGUGAGCACAUACAACCUCUGGGAAGGUCUGGAUUCCGUAUGGACUAUGCUACUUCUACCAAGGCCUGCCCUCUGCAGUUCAGUGGACAAAGGGACUGCAGAUUAGUCUGGGAGGAGGCAAGAUUGAGACACAUCAGGUAUAUUAUGCAUUUUUCUUGUGCUAUGUAUGUGAAAGGCCAGCCAGAAUUCGUCUGUAUGGAAUAAGACUUAAACACUGUAUGCAUACUAAGGCUUUUGUUAAGGGAAGUCAAUUUGAUAUCAACAAUAUACUGCUUGUGUGUGUCUAACUGAUGUGCUGUCAUCACAGGAUAAUUAACUGAAUACAAAUAUAAAUGUUACAGUGGACUGGCCUGUAAACUGCAUCACUUUCAUUGAAAAAUGCACAGAAGUGCAGUAAAGUCAUCAAUACAAUGUAGAAGCUGGAGGAUGUGCUCUCUAAAAUACAGUUGUUAGUUUAAGGUCCCAAUUUAGAUACAUUGCCUGAUUAACUGCAGCAAUGCCAUCACUAUAGGGCAUGGGUGGGCCCACGAGCUCCCGCUGGGGAGCGGGGUCUGGAGCUUGCCCCGCUUCAGCGCUCCAGCUGGGCCACUGGGUCCGGGGUGGGGCGGCGGGCACCAUGCGGCUCGGCCCUGCUGUGGUGCUCCAGCAGGGCCACUGAGUCGGGAGGGCUGCACCAUGUGGCUUGGCCCGCUCUGGUGCGCCAGGUGGGCUACUGGGUCAGGGGCUGCUCUGGUGCUCCAGCUGGGGUGCUGGGUUCGGGGCCGUACCAUGCGGCUUGGCUCCGCUCCGCCACUCCAGCCGGGGCACAGGGUCGGGGGCCACACCAGGCGGCUCCCAGAAGCAGCGGCAUGGCCCCGCUCUGGCUCCUAUGUGCUCCAGUGGCCUCCUCUAGUGCUCCAAUGGGAGCUGCAGGGGCGGUGCCUGCGUAGGAGCUGGAGAAGAGACAUACCACUGCUUCCGGGAGACGCUUGAGGUAAGCGCUGCUUGGAGCCUGCACCAUGCCCCAACCCCCAGCCCCAGCCCUGACCCCCCUCCCACUCUCCAAACCCCUCGAUCUCAGCUCAGAGCAUGCUCCUGCACCCCAAACGUCUCAUCCUCAGCCCCACCCCAGAGCCCACACCCACAGCUGGAACCCGCAGUACUUCCUGCACCCCUGCCCCAACCCUGAUCCCCCUCCCACCCUCCGAAACCCUCGGUCCCAGCCCAGAGCACCCUCCUUCACCCCAAACUCCUCAUCCCCAGCCCCACCCCAGAGCCCACACCCCCAACCAGAGCCUUCACCCCCACCCCAAUUUUGUGAGCAUUCAUGGCCCGUCAUACAAUUUCUAUUCCCUGAUGUGGCCCUCAGGCCAAAAAGUUUGCCCCCCCCGCUAUAGGGCCUGUAUAGAGUACAGGGCCUGAUCCAAUACCCACUGAAGUCAAUAGGAGUCUUUCCAUUCCUUUCAGUGGGCUUUGGAUCAGGCCCCUUCUCAGUAAAAUCAUAAGUAGAAUCUUCUAGUUUUAUUUUUCUGUGUAGCAUGUCCUUACUCCCUAAAUGGAUUGCUUUCUCUCCAGGGAUAGCCCAGUACUCACUCACUCCGAGUUUUUAGCAAACUACAAGGUUGAAGUGGCACACAGUGAAAAUGUGAAGUCAGUACAAAUGUGAACUACUAGAAGUGGGCGAAAACUAGAACUUUGAAUUUGAACUUAUUUGCAUUUCUGGGCCAGGGAGAAGAAGCAUGUUUAGAUUCUUAUUCUCUGAUAUGAUUACACCAGAAUUGAUUCAAAAUUGGAUCCAAAACCAAAACUUGCUUGUUUUUUUGUUUCAGUUUAGAUGCAGCUGGAAUCCCUGAACAAGAGGUCGAGAUUUCAGUGCCCUUUGAUUGUCACCUCAUACCUCACCCUAACUGUGAUUAGCUGAAUUCAAAUCUGAGAGAUGACCCUUCCCACUACUCUGGCAUUGUAAUUUACACCUAUCUUAAGGCUCCGUUACACUGCCAGUGUUGUUAAGGGAACUUAAAUGUAAAUGAGAAUCUGACCCUAAAUCUGUUUCACAUCAGAAUACUUCCACAUUUUCACAUCUGAAAAGAAAUUUCAGCACUGGUUUGAGAGCCUAUUUUAAAAGGCUAUUUAUUAUUUAUAGGGCACAAAAUUGUCAAAAACGAUAAAAUGAUAGUUUAAAGUUACAGACUUACUCAUAAAUGGAAGCCAGAUUUGAAGACAGGUGACUCUGAUCUUAUUUACACCAGUGUAUGAGUUAGAUAAAAUAGUGAUUUCAGCAGAGCUUCAACUGUGUAAAUCAGUGUAACAGAGAUCAGAAUCUGGCUCAGAGACAAACACAGUAGUAGAGAACGUUACUGGCAAACUUUGGGGACAAUUUCUGCCCCUGGCUAUACAUGCCCAACUUCCUCUGAAAUCUGUUGGAUUUAUGCAUCUGUCUGAGGAGAUUAUCUGAUCCUAGCUUUUGGUUUUCAUGUUUCCAACCGGCAGGAAAUCGCUCUGUAAGGCUUUUGUACAUUUAUAUUGUGAUUGGAGAAUGCAGCUUAGUGAUGGUAGUUUGUUCUCAUAUACUGUACAUUAACUGGGGGAAAUUUUCUGGUCAGUGAUAUGAGAGUCUGUUCUUUGACAGAUUCUGUAACUGAAAAGCACCCUGUUAUUUGUAGCUUUGCUUGAGUCUUUUUGUUUACUUGCACUGAUAAAUUCAAGGACAGACUUUGACCAAAAAUAUUCGUAGUUAUUUUGUCAAAUUUUCAAGUGAACGCUGCUUUGUGUACUGCUUAUUCUCUUAUCAUAAAGCAUAGUGUAUAAAGAA
Messenger RNA from Caretta caretta (loggerhead turtle), 5291 nucleotides. RefSeq names its product pyroglutamylated RFamide peptide receptor (gene QRFPR). Gene Ontology annotation, cellular component: plasma membrane. The record is from RefSeq and is a predicted model, not a curated record. NCBI's taxonomy places the organism in Eukaryota, Metazoa, Chordata, Testudines, Cheloniidae. Gene Ontology annotation, molecular function: neuropeptide Y receptor activity. Gene Ontology annotation, biological process: G protein-coupled receptor signaling pathway.